Messenger RNA from Megalobrama amblycephala (Wuchang bream), 1278 nucleotides. RefSeq names its product myb/SANT-like DNA-binding domain-containing protein 4. The record is from RefSeq and is a predicted model, not a curated record. The coding region runs from base 548 to 1261 and encodes 237 amino acids. The transcript has 4 exons. Gene Ontology annotation, cellular component: nucleus. NCBI's taxonomy places the organism in Eukaryota, Metazoa, Chordata, Actinopteri, Cypriniformes, Xenocyprididae.
UGUAUUUACUCGCUUGCAUCCAUGUCACCCACUGUUCACUGUUUUCCUGAUGCCAACGGGUGGCGGUUAGCCCGGGUGCGAGGGCCCUUUCAUUUGGUGUUAUGUUACCCAUGUUUUGUUUUAUGGGUAUGAAGUGUAGUUGAGCUUUUUUGAAUGAAAGAAUAUACUGCUGCACUAAAAACCUUAUAUUUAGGGCCCAAGCACCGAUGGUGUGAGGACCCUAUUGUAAUUGCUCAGUCAAUUCAUCUUCUCCGAAAUGAAUCACAUUUUUAAGGGCCUAAACAUGCUCGAAAACUCAUGAAACUUUGCACACACGUCAGAAGUGGUGAAAAUUUACGUCUGAUAUGGGUUUCAGAAUUAGGUGUGCAAAAUGGCUUGAUAGCGCCACCUACAAAAUGUCAAUUAAUCCCUUAAACGGUUCCCUUAGGUAAGGGAAAACGCUAAGUGUUUAACGACAGCGACCUAGGUUUUGCCGUUAUAAAAUUCUAUUGUUGCCAUGGACACGCUACUGUAUACUUUAACCCAUUAGCAGCCAUUACAGAAAACAAUGAAUAUAACCGAAAAAGAAAUGGAUAAGGAAAACAAAAAGAGAAAGCCAAAUUGGACAGAGGAGGAGAAGUGUAUACUUCUCGACGAAUAUGGGAAAAGGAAAGCGAUUUUAAAAAGCAAGCUUAAUCCCAAUGUAACUGCUACCAAAAAAUAUAAACAGUGGGAGGAAAUAACCGAUACAAUUAACGCACGUAAUCUAGGUGUAAAAAGGACUGUUCAGGAAAUAAUUAAGAAAUACGAAAACAUCUCUGUGAUGGCAAAAAAAGAAUUAAGCGUUCACAAGAGGGAGUCCAAUAAAACUGGUGGAGGACCACCGCCCCCUGAAUUGUCAGACUCUACUAAAAUGGUCCAAGACAUCAUUGGGGCGGACUCACCUGUCCUGGCUGGCAUCACAGGAGGUUUAGAGAGUGAAGCUGAACCAGAGAAACAGCAUAACACGGAACUUUCCCAGCAAUCCCAAACGCAGCUCCAACACCGACAAAGCACCAGUACGCCAAACCAGGCAGCAGCCAAAAAAACGCUUGCUACCAGAGAAGAAGUGCUGGAACUGCAGAAGGAAGUCCUGCAACUACAGAAAAACAAAUUGCAGCUGGAGAUCGAAAAAAUAAAAAAGGAGAAGGAAAAUCAAGAUCUGUACAACUUUAUUCUCAACAGUAAGCUUCUACAGCUACAGAGCGAAGAAAAAGUAACAAUCACGUCAGUUGACCAAUAAAUACAUUUUAUGUUGUA